Molecule: messenger RNA, 660 nt
Organism: Symbiodinium pilosum
Lineage: Eukaryota; Dinophyceae; Suessiales; Symbiodiniaceae
Source: the annotation of a GenBank genome assembly
AUGGAUGUCAUGGUAUUGUCUGCGACAGGGGUGAAGCGCACGGCCUUGAAUUUCAAGAACGAGGGGGAGAAGGCCAAGAAGAAGCGCCGAGACAAAAAGGCUUUGGAGAUUGAGGAGGAGCCCGGGGGAGCCGGGCGGGAUGAAGCUGUUGAUGGGGUGCCUGAGGUGCCUGUCGUGUCAGGCUCUGGACGUAUUGUCACCAAUACCACAACAGUCCAUGGCUUUGAGACCAAGUUCAAGGACGAGCUUGAGGUUGGGGAUACUCUCAUGGUCCAUCACCCCACGUCCCUGGAGGUGGAGUUGCGGAUGGUGGUGAGUGUGCUGUCGCAGCGCAGCUGUGUGAUCCACCAAGCGUUCUCCAAGGACUGCAACUCCACCUGUGAGUACCACAUCCGCAGGGACUCCCUGAAGAUCAAGGAGAAGGCCAAGGCAGAGAUUCAGGAAGACAAUCCGGAGCUUCUGCAGGAUGCAGCAUCCAGAGAGCUGCAAAGGCAGUUGGACAAACGACUGAAAAAGCAGUCGAAGACAGUCAGCGUCCGGGAGAAAACUGGCAUGUGGGGCUACAAGGUUGUCACCAAGAAGCUCGACAAGUCCUCCUCGGCAGAAGAUGCGUUGGAUGAACGCUGCAAACAAGGCCGCGACAAGUGGUGCUGCAUCUAA